AGCCCUUGACGCUGCCAAGAUGGAAGGGAAGAAAGAAAUUAAUCUAGACUCGGUGCUGGAGAGCCUAGGUCCGUACGGACGCUACAAUAUACUCAAUUUCGUGUUGCUGCUUUUCCCGAUUUUGCUAAGUGCUUUCUUCGAGUGUGGAUUUAUUUUUGAAGCGCAACAGCAGAAUUACAGAUGCGAAGUACCAGGCUGCGAAGGGCUGUACAACGACACCUCAUGGCUCGAAUAUUCGUUCGCCAUCCCGACCACAUCAGACGCGAAACACCUAAAGUCCUGCAUACGAUACGCGCCGAUCGGCACGGGUUGCACGGCGGAUCAGUUCAACACCAGCAACAUCGUGGCGUGUGAGAGAUACGUGUAUGAGAUUGAUCAAAGCUUUAUGCAAGAGUUCGAUCUCGCCUGCCAAGAGUGGAAGCGCGCCCUAGUAGGCACCGUGCACAACUCCGGCAUGUUCGCCGCCAUGCUCUUUACCGGGACCAUCUCGGACCGCUUCGGCCGAAAGAUUGCCGUCGGGAUCGCGGCGACCGCCUCGCUGGUCUUCGGGAUCCUCCGGGGCUUCGCGCCAGAUUACACCACUUAUCUUGUUAUGCAUUUCUUCGAGGCCGGCUUUGGGGGUGGGCUUUACCCGUCGGCGUAUGUUCUGAUUGUAGAGCUGGUCGGCCUCAAGCAACGCGUCAUAGUAUCAGCCAUGUGCAACAUGGCCUUCGUGAUCGGCGUAGUCAUCCUCUCCGGCAUAGCCUGGUUCGUCAACAACUGGAGAACUUACAUCUUCAUCCUCUACUCUCCUGCCCUCCUGGUCACAUUAUACGUCUGGUUCAUGAAUGAAAGUUCACGCUGGCUACUAAGCAAAGGAAGAAAAGACGAAGCUAUCAAAAUAUUGAUGUCUGCUGCCAAAAUCAAUAGACUAGAUCCUAGAAAACUUGAACUAGACAAUCUCGGAGAUCCGCUUUUGAAAGCAGAGAAUCAAUCUGAUGACAAGAAAUCUCAAUUCUCCAAAGCGAUUCGUUCUUCUAUAAUAUGGAAGCGUCUACUGAUCUGUAUGUUUCUGUGGAUGACUUGUUCUUUUGUGUACUAUGGAAUGACAAUAAACUCUGUGUCGUUGAGUGACAAUAAGUAUUUGAGCUUUAUGUUGGUGACGCUGGUGGAAAUACCGGCGUACGUGGUAGUGGCGUUAGUGCUGGACAGGUACGGGAGGAAGAAGACGUUGGUAGUGACGUACACGACUUGUGCUGCGACGAGCAUGCUGUUUGCUUUCUUGCCAAAGGCGGCCUGGUGGUCUACUGCGCUGUACCUGGUCGGCAAAUGGAGCGUGACUCUUGCCUACAGCUCCGUGUAUAUCUACGUGUCUGAAGUCUUCCCGACGAACAUGAGACAGACUUUGAUCAGCAUCUGUUCGACGGCUGGUAAAAUUGGGUCUUUGGUCGCGCCGAUGACGCCGCUGUUGACCUUAUACCACAAGUCCAUGCCAACGGUCCUGUUCGGCGGCAUGUGCAUCGUCUCAGGGCUGCUGGUGCUGAUACUACCAGAGACCAGGAACACGCGGCUCCCGGACACGAUCGAGGAGGCAGAGGCGUUGUCCAAGAAACGGAACAAAGUUGACGAAUCUUAACAUAGGAAGCUG
Cydia amplana is the source of this 1627-nucleotide messenger RNA. Its product is annotated as solute carrier family 22 member 1-like. Gene Ontology annotation, biological process: transmembrane transport. NCBI's taxonomy places the organism in Eukaryota, Metazoa, Arthropoda, Insecta, Lepidoptera, Tortricidae. The transcript is spliced from 6 exons. Bases 20 to 1615 code for a protein of 531 amino acids. Gene Ontology annotation, molecular function: transmembrane transporter activity. The record is from RefSeq and is a predicted model, not a curated record. Gene Ontology annotation, cellular component: membrane.